AUUUAUUCUUUCAUAUGCCACUAAUUUAUCAUCUGUAGAAAUCAGCUUCAGCUUUAUUAAGAAAUUUUUAGAUUCUUCUACUAAAUCUUUGCAUUUAAAUUAUUUUAGAUAUCACUAAAUUAAAGAAAUAUAUAGCUUAGCAAAAUGAAUAAAAUUCAUUUUUAUUAUACUAGCAUGCAUUCAAUUAAAAAUUUAGCUAAAUCAACUUAGUUAUAGCUUAGGUAUAAGCCUACUCUUUAGCCAUUUAGCUCUAGGAGCUUUACCUUCAAUCCACUAUUUGCAUUUUCAAAAAUUGAUAUGAUUGGAAGUGAAAAUCUAAAUAAGUCAUCUAAAAUUGAAGGAAAUAUUUCAAGAUAAGUAUAAAACGCCUAUUCAAUGAAAAAUCUUUUAGAAAUUUAUUUAUAAAUUUAAGAUUAAAUCACUCCAUUCAACUUUUAUUUCAUUGCGAGAGAAAUGUAAACAAGGUUUUAUUCAGAAGAUCCUAAAACGUUAUAAAAGAAUCAUAUUUUCUAGAAGUUAAUUUAAUAUAUUGAGAGUAAUAUAGAAAAAAUGCCUCCUUACACGCAGGUUGAGGUUUUAACUUUGAUUAGAAAAUGUUAUUAAAAUGGACACUUAAAUGAAAACUUAACCAAGAAACUAGCAAAAUAAAUUGAUUAGCUUUUGUAACAAAGCUGUGAAAGAAAAAAUAACAAUAUCAAUCCCAAAUUAAUAAGUUAGGCUCAUUUGGACUUAGUGAAUCUUGAUAUUUGUUAAGAAUAUUGGAUAGAGCAGUUAAAAAUUAAAUUACAUGACCCAAACUAGUUACCUUAUUUUACUAACUAAACAAUUUACAACAUAUUUAAGUCAACUGAGCAGUUUUGUAAAAAAAAGCACUCUGACUUUUUCUACCAACUUUCAGUAAAAAGUAUCCCGUUGAUUGAAUAAUUUGAUUUAGAUAGAUUAUGUAAUAUAUUCAUGCUUAUUGCAUAAUUACAGUUGUAAUUUAACACCAGCCACUUCAGAAAUCCAUAAGCACUCUAAGUAAUAAAAGAUGAAAUUAUGAAAAAAAUAGAUUAAAAUUUUACAAUUAGAAAUGGAAUGUACAUUAUCUAGGCCUACACAAAGGCUCCUCACACUUUAGACAAUUUGCUCCUUCAAAAUGUACUUAAGUAAAUGACAAUAUAUCUAUAAAACUAAUAAAUGAAUACAAGAUAAAUAAUGUAAUUUUUAAACUAUACCUCCUAGCUGAGAGAAGGAUUUAAACUAUCAAAAACACAAAUCCAAUAAGCUUAUAAUUUAAUCAUAAAAUAGCUCAGGUUGAAAAAAGAUAUCACCCCAAGCUUAUGUUUAGAAGUUCUCACUUUUAUGUUCGACGUGGAUCAUAAUGACGACUAAAUACUUGAGCUUAUUGACAACAUUCUAAGAAAUUAAAAAUAAUUAGGAUUUACCAUGUUAACUAAAAUUUUGUAAUACAUGCUCAAGUUAAAGUACGACUGCUCAUAUUUAAGAAAAUAGCUUUCUGGAACUUUUAACAUAGAUGUCGAUUAGAACUUUUAGAAAAACCUUGAAUUAAUUUUUAUAUUCAACUACGAAAUUAAGAGUAACCCAAAUGACCAUUUAUAGUAUAAAGCUUCUGUUGAGAAAUUAACAUAAAAUAUUUGCAAUCAAAUUAAAAAUUAUGAAUCAGUCGCCUUAUUUUUAUAUUACUUAGAUACUUAUGGUAAAAAUUAUGUAGCUCAAAAAUCAGAGCCAUUUAGGAUAAUUAAUAAGCAAUUUUAUGAGGUUUACAGUCAAAUUUAUGAUUAGCUCAAUAAUAACUAGAAGUCUUAUAGUUUACUUAAUGUUUGCAACUGGAAUAUCUUUGAUGAUCAGUGGUAAAAUUUUAUCAUGAGUAAAGCUUAAGAUUUAAACGACAAAGAGUUAUUAUCAUGGAUUAUCAGUAAAUAUAUUUAAGACCAAAACAAAAUAUACUUGAAGCUUGAUCUUAUUUUGAAAAUGUGCUACUAUAGUAAAUUUGACAAAAACGAGUUAUUUUAGUUAAAAGUUAAAGCAAUACUAAACACUCCUUACCUUAGUAUUAUCAACAAGAAAGGUACUCCUCAUCCUUUACUUCAGAAAGUAUUUGAAUAAAUAGAUUUAAAAGCUCUCAAUAUAAAGGAGCAAAAAGUUAGUUUCUCUAUGCUCAUUAAAUCACAAAGAGUAUUCGAACUCUCUAAGAUACCUUCUUGCUUUUUUGUGGAAGCCAUUAUGAAACUAUUGGAGUAAACUACUACAGAAGAUAUUUUAGCAGACAAAUAAUUCUAACUUACUGAAGUUUCUCAAUUCUUAAUUUAAUAUGACACAGAACUAAGUGAGCUAGGUUAAUUAAAUGAAUUGAAUAAAAAGAUAAUUAGCAUAAAGUAAUUACUUGAUCAAUAAUUUGAAGAAUCCAAUUAAAACUUUGGAUUGGUAUAUUUACUGAAAUAUUUAGAGACUACUGCUUGGAUUUAUGAAAAAUAAAUUAUGACAAUCUAAAAAGAUGAAAUAUAAUUUUUAUCUCAAAAACUCUUAGAGAAGUUAUAAAAUAUUUAACUAUAGAAUUAAACAAAUUAAACGUUAAGUUCUAUCUUACUCUUGGCUAUUUUACAAACAAAAUAAAUUAUAAAUUUAGAUAUCCUAAAUUAACAAUUUUUACUUGAUUUAUUCACUAAGUCUCUUAACUCACUAAGUGUUUAAGGUUUCGUCAGCUACUUGGAAGGGAUGAAGAUGCUGCGUUUCUUCAAAUAAUAAUAAAUUUAAAACAAUUUAAAUGAUGGAAACCAACCUAAUGAAGAAAUGGAAGAGAGUGAUAAAAAAUCACUUCUAAAUAAGUAUUUUAGGUAAAUUGAAUACUUUUACAUCUCCAAAGAUGCUGGAAAAUUACCUUAUGUGGUCACAGAGUUUAUGAUUUUCUUUUCAACUUUUAAGAAAUUUUAUAGCUAACCCCAAGUAUAUAACAAACUUUUACAAGAUAUUCUCAACCUUUUUAAUCGUUUUAAGAUUUCAAAUUUAUAAGAAAUACUUAAGCAUAUUGCUAAUGUUAAAUUGCAUCAUCCUUAAGUUUUAUCGCUUAUUUAUUAGCAUUUUGAUCAGAAUAUGCUUCACUACCGUUCCUCUUUCUAAGAUAUGCUUUGGAACUUUGCUUUAUUAGGAUAUGUUCAUUAAAACAAAGAUUCUAUUCUAUUAGAUAAAUCCUAAGCCUAUUCUUCAUCAUCAGACGAAGAGUUUAAUGAUGAUAAAGGAUAAUAUAUUUCAGUUAUAGAUAAAUGCUUUAAGUUGUAUGGUCAUUAUAAAAUUUAUUAUCAAUAUAAAAUGAUUUGGGUUAUGAUAUUUUAUGAUUUGUAGAAUUAAAACAAAGAAUGCUUUUUACAACUUCUAAAUGAGUAAUUCAGCUAAGUGACUUCAGAAAAGCAUAAUUUAUAGUUUAGUAGCAUAUCUUUUAUUUUAGAUAUUGUCUCUCAUUGUGUGCUUUAUCAACCAGAUAUUUUUGAAAAAUUGACUUAGCCAAAAGAAAAGAUUAUUGAAGCUUCUUAAAACCUUUUAUAAAUUAUAAAUAACUAAAAUAAGAAUAAUUAGCAAACCACCAAUAAGUAGCUCAUUUAAGAUUUAGUAAAGUAAGAGAAAGAUUUUGAAUGCAAGCAAGAUUAUCUAUUUGAAGAAUAUUUGUUAACUGCUGAUAUUUACAUUCCAGAAACUAAAACAAUUGUCUUACUAGAAUAAGAUCAAUUUGUAAAUUAUGAUUAAUAAACAUUAUCAGGAUAAGGCUAACUAAGGAAAAGAUUCUUCGAAAAGUUGAUAGAAAAGUUAAAUAGUAAUAACCAAUAAGAAUAAAACAAACCUUAUAAAUUAGUAAGCUUAAAUAGUUGGAAAUUAAAAAACGUUGGUGAGAAAAAAGAAGACCAAAUAAAUUACCUAAAGAAACAUAAUAUUUUUGUCUGAUUCAUAAAUUUAUUUAGAGUAUUACAU
Messenger RNA from Tetrahymena thermophila SB210, 3963 nucleotides. RefSeq lists its product as hypothetical. The transcript is spliced from 6 exons. The record is from RefSeq and is a predicted model, not a curated record. Lineage: Eukaryota; Ciliophora; Oligohymenophorea; Hymenostomatida; Tetrahymenidae.